This is a messenger RNA of Brienomyrus brachyistius, 3562 nucleotides long. RefSeq names its product solute carrier family 33 member 1 (gene slc33a1). The record is from RefSeq and is a predicted model, not a curated record. Gene Ontology annotation, molecular function: acetyl-CoA transmembrane transporter activity. Gene Ontology annotation, cellular component: membrane. The transcript has 7 exons. Bases 381 to 2012 code for a protein of 543 amino acids. NCBI's taxonomy places the organism in Eukaryota, Metazoa, Chordata, Actinopteri, Osteoglossiformes, Mormyridae.
ACACGUCAGCUGAAAGACACGGAAGGCUUUCAAUGUGACACACUUAACGGAAACCCAUUGGAUACAUGCGGCUUUGCGAACACGGAAGGGUUUUACUGUAACGCGCGCACUUGAAGUAUACGGAAGGAUUUUGAUGAAACACGUAAUGCUUACAUGAAGGAAGGCACUCAACUGCCGGUUAUGACUAGGAAUUAUAGUUUUUUAAAGUGCAUUGCGGUUUUAAAAUACUUAGCUGUGGAUACGCAGGAGUAUCACGAACGAAGUCUAUGUUUGUAGAUGUAUGCGUUGGUCGACUUAUUUGGUUAGUGGGGUUUCCAUGAACCAUUUCAUCGCAAAAGAAUCCUUCACUGCACUGUUGGAUUGAUGUCCAACCAGAAAUCAUGGACCUGCCUAUAUCUAAUUCGAGAAGGAAUGGUCGGCAGAGGAGGCCAGUCAUCUCUUGGGAGAUGAAGGACGGCGAAACCAUCUACCCAUCUUCUUUAGAGAGGGAGGAGGAGGCACUGCUUCAGGCUGCUGAGGAUGACGACGGUCGUCCCAAUGGGCAUAGGAGUGUGAGAGCAGAACUGGGCAAUGUCUGCUUACUGCUCUUCCUGUAUGUUUUACAGGGAAUUCCUCUGGGUCUGGCAGGAAGUAUACCUCUGAUCUUACAGAGUAAGAACGUCAGUUAUAAAGACCAGGCGUACUUCAGCUUUGUGUUUUGGCCUUUUAGUCUCAAGCUGCUUUGGGCUCCGCUGGUGGAUGCCCUAUACAUGCCACGGUUUGGUCGCAGGAAGUCGUGGUUAGUCCCCACCCAGUACCUCCUGGGCUUUUUUAUGCUCUACCUGUCCGCAACCGUGGACUCGCUGCUGGAGAGCGACGACCACAAGCCUCCGGACAUUUUCACAAUCACGGCUGUGUUUUUCAUGUUGGCCUUUCUGGCUGCAACGCAGGACAUCGCUGUGGACGGCUGGGCUCUCACCAUGCUCUCCCGGGAGAAUGUCGGUUAUGCCUCUACUUGCAACUCAGUAGGGCAGACAGCUGGCUAUUUCCUCGGCAAUGUGCUCUUCCUGGCUCUAGAGUCAGCUGACUUCUGCAACAGUUACCUGAGGUUUGAGCCCAAGUCCACUGGCAUCGUCACUCUCUCAGACUUCCUUUUCUUCUGGGGGGUGGUGUUCUUGGUGUCGACCACCCUGGUGGCGAUCAUGAAGAAGGAGACCCCCAGACGGCAGGCCAAGAAGGAGGUGAGGGAGGAAUCCCAGGGGGUCAUGGAGACGUACAAGCUGCUCAUCUCCAUCAUCAGGAUGCCGGCCGUCUUUACCUUCUGCUGCCUGCUGCUAACCGCGAAGGUGGGCUUCUCCGCAGCAGAUGCCGUGACGGGACUGAAGCUGGUGGAGGCGGGGGUGCCCAAGGAGAAGCUGGCUCUGCUGGCAGUGCCCAUGGUGCCGCUGCAGAUCCUCCUGCCCAUCCUUAUCAGCAAGUACACUGCAGGGCCCCGGCCCCUGGAUGUGUUCUACAAGGCCUUUCCUUUCAGGUUGCUGAUUGGCUUGGAAUAUGCUCUGCUGGUGUGGUGGACACCCAGCAUGCGCCAGGAGACGGGCUUUCCCCUCGGCUACUACGGCAUGGUGCUCCUGAGUUACGCCGUUCACCAGGUGGCCCUGUACAGCAUGUAUGUGGCCACGAUGGCCUUCCAUGCCAAAGUUAGUGACCCCCUCAUUGGAGGCACCUACAUGACCCUCCUGAACACCGUCACCAACCUAGGUGGCAACUGGCCGUCCACGUUGGCACUUUGGCUCGUGGACCCGCUGACGACCAAGGAAUGUCAGGGGGCCGCUGGCCAGGCGUGUAACUCUCCAGAGGCCACUGGGCUCUGUUCCCAGAUGGGCGGCACCUGUGUGACGCUGCUAGAUGGGUAUUAUGUGGAAUCUCUGGUGUGUGUUCUGAUCGGCUUUGGCUGGUGGUUCUGGCUGGGAAAGCGCCUGAAACGACUGCAGGAUACGAGACCUUCAGCCUGGCAGUGUCAGAGACCCAACUGAUGCCCCCCCCCUCAUGCAGCUGCGUAUCGGGACACCUGAUGCCAGACCAUGCGGCCUUCCUAGGCUGCAGAUGCCCAUCCCUGUGCCACCAUUCAGCUGUGUCACUCACCACUUUCUUGUGUCUGUUUCUGAAUUUUCUUCUCUAUCGCUCCGUCACCCGUCUUAUCAAGGGUGGAAAGUUCAGUUCCAGAGAGUACAAAUCCAGACCAAGGUCUUGUUUCAACCAACCGGUACUCUGUGACUGAGACUCUUUAUACUCAACUGUUUGGUCGAAAUCUUGGACUAGGUUUAUUCUUUCUGGACCUGAACUUUCCCCAUCUUCUUAUUACGCCUCCUGACCGAGCCUCUUCCUUGUCCUGUAUACAUACUUGGGUGCUUUACCAUCACAUAGGUCCAACGUAAUUAUCACUGCGUACAUCUCCACACUUGUGGGUUUAUGCUUCCUGUCUUCAGAUGCUGCACAACUGUUGCACAAAAUUGCAUUAAGCAGAUGCUGAUGCAAAAUAUAUUCCAGUAUGUACUUUCAGUUUCUGUCUGCCGUGAAGGAGUUUGAUAUUGAUUAUUUAGUCUGGGGGUUUUAAUUUGAGUGAGCACUGGUUAGAAAGUGAUUUUGUGUAGUUUGCACAGUAUUGUAGAAGAAAAAGCAAAAGGAUUGUAGAUUCAGUUUUUUUUUCCUUUUGGUGUAUAUUUUCGAUUAUGCAGAACUUUCUUAUGUUAAAAUGUAAACAUUUUUGUCUUUUUUUUAAUAGGAUAUAACUGUACUUUUUAAUUGUUUUAAAAACAUUUUUACUGAACAUGACUCAAAAAGAAUGUGUAGAAUACUUUUACAUUCUUGUCAUUAUUUACAUUGUUUGAUGGCUCUACUGAACUGAGCUAAAAAUCACCAAAAGAAUCAUUCCUUCUGAUUUGCCAAAAUUGUUUAUUUCUUAUCGUCACUUAAAUGCUUUUGAUGUAUUUUUUUCCGAUUAUAAUUUAGAUUUUAUAUUUAUGUUAGAUUUAAAAGGACCUGAGCUCUCGUGAUGGAGGGACAGAUUUCAAAUCCAGUCUUUUCUUUUGAGUAAUUUUGUUUUUCUUUAUUUGAUAAAAUGAUGUCAUAUACGACCUCUGCUGGAGGUGUCAGGAACUACACGAUGGACGUGAGACGCUUUAAAAUAUUGGCUCAUUUUCCCUGUUAGGCAUUUUAACAGGACUUGUUGAAACUUGCUUGGUGACCUGAGGUUCCCCUCUAGGAACCCUGGUUUGUCUUCACCAAGUUUUCACAGAGUGUCAAUAUUCUGAGUGCGAUAAUCAGCUGGGAAGGUGCAGGGAGAACUUUUGAGAACUUCUUUGGUCUUGCAUUGUGUGCAGUUUUUGCUUAAGUUGGAAGAUUUUUUUUUUUUGUGAAUUUUGGUCUGUCAAAUAUGGCUGAAGUUACCGGGUGGCUGUAAUGAUGAUUGUACAUAUGCUGAACUGUAAGCAGUUCUAGGGAACUUUUGUACCAAAAAAAUGACCAAGAUUAAAUAUUGUAAAGAUUUAAUACAUAUCAUAUAUAAUAAAAAAUAUUUAACAAU